UUUUAUAUAUUUAGAUUUUAUUAUUUAACUGCAAAAUCUAAAAUAUGAUUACAAGGAGAUUAUCAAGACAUACCAACCACACCAGGAGAAGCAGCAGAGGAUCCCAAGUUCCUUAUAUAAACACGAAACUAGGGGACCAAGUUAAUAUGAAAUCAUCUGCUUCACGACAAAGGAGGAACAAUUUAUUCAAUGCGAAUGUACUAGAUACUACUAUGAGCACACAAGAGAUAUUAUCCCCUAUUCCUGCUGGGGCUGAUCUGGAAAUUUUCUUGAAAUAAGCACAAUGAGGCUAAGAAGUUCGAUUUACUGCUUGAAAAAGUUAUAUUGUAUUUUAAGAAGAUCCACAAAAUUCUGAAGGAAGUGACCAGAGAGGAUGUCUAUAAACUUCUGGGAAAGUUAUUUUCAACUUCAAAACAAACUUCAGAAUCAGGUUUCAUAUUGCCAAUUUCUAAUAAAUUACGGCUUGAAGCUUUUCUAGCGUUGAGAGUAGAUUUAGUAGAAGCAGGCGCAGAUCCAGAUGUGGAAAAUUUCUGAAGAUGGAUUAUAGAUAAUACCACAAGAAUCAAAACAAUCUGUAAAUUAUCGAAAGAGACACGUACGAAGCUUCAAAAAUAAAACGAAUGAGAAUGCGAUGAGGUACAGAAGUUUCAGAGAGAGCUUAAAGAACAGAGAGAUCACUAAAUCAUACGAUAACUUAAGAAUAUUUGACAAAUCCUAUCAAGUCAGACUAAAGUUAAAUAACUCACGCAUUAAGGAGGAUAGUCCAAAAAUGUCUAGACCUGUCAUUAAGUUGACUUCUUUUGUUGAGAAAUAGCAAUACAAACUUGGGAAAAGUAUUACCUCAAAAACUGAAAACAGUCAUUAAAAGUCCAAAAUCUAAGACUAAAAAACAUGGUCUUCUCCGCUUCACUACCAACACCUCAACAAAUUUUUCUAAAAUCCCAGAAAGAAACAGCAUUUCCAAAACCCGCCUAUUCUCACCCAAAAAGCUAAAAUCUAAAUCUAGAUCAAGUCUUAAAAAGCUAAAACGAAACUCCUUUAUGGACUCAAAGCCGUUUGAAAAAAUUAAUUUUUUAAAUCUCACAGAAGACACUGAAAUAAAUCUCAACGAUCUAAAUUACCUAAAAUUCCCUAUGUACAGAAGAAUCAGGCUGGAGUCCUUGCUCACUCCAAAAUGGUAUGACUCCAAAUUUGACUUGAACAAAUUUUUAAAUUACUAAAAUUC
Molecule: messenger RNA, 1225 nt
Organism: Moneuplotes crassus
Lineage: Eukaryota; Ciliophora; Spirotrichea; Euplotida; Euplotidae
Source: the annotation of a GenBank genome assembly